Messenger RNA from Rhizophagus irregularis DAOM 181602=DAOM 197198, 317 nucleotides. NCBI's taxonomy places the organism in Eukaryota, Fungi, Glomeromycota, Glomeromycetes, Glomerales, Glomeraceae. The record is from RefSeq and is a predicted model, not a curated record.
GGAGAGAAUAGUGAAAAGGGAUGGCCAGAAAAAAAAAUAUUAUCACAUUAUCACUUUUGCUAUGUUUAUCGUUAUAUGAAGGGAAGAUUCUCACAUACGUUUCACACGCAUUUUACCAGUUUCGUCAUAACAGAGAUACCAAAAAUGGAUUAAGUAUUAGAGGUACUAUUGCCCUACAAAUUGAUUUUCUAACACGCGUUGAUGCUUAUCACAAGAGUCACGCGAACAUUUACUAAUAGUGAUCUUUUUCCUUUAAUCUAUCCAUAAGCCACAAAAACAAAAAGCCCCAAACAAAAUAAAAAAAAAAAAAAUGAAAA